This is a messenger RNA of Alosa alosa (allis shad), 4612 nucleotides long. It is a transcript of the gene ablim1a, whose product is annotated as actin binding LIM protein 1a. NCBI's taxonomy places the organism in Eukaryota, Metazoa, Chordata, Actinopteri, Clupeiformes, Clupeidae. The record is from RefSeq and is a predicted model, not a curated record. Gene Ontology annotation, molecular function: actin filament binding. The coding region runs from base 562 to 2985 and encodes 807 amino acids. Gene Ontology annotation, cellular component: stress fiber; actin cytoskeleton. The transcript has 24 exons. Gene Ontology annotation, biological process: cytoskeleton organization; cilium assembly; lamellipodium assembly.
UUUCUCUCCACCUGUGGAGCACGUCAUGUGGCGGCUUGCGUUUGCUGUGGAUGUUUGGAGUCGGUUUAUCGCUGAACUCUGGAAUCUUAAAGCGCUUCGAUGAUGGAAGCAGUGUCACUCGACUGCGCAAAGGACGCAGAUCGCUUCCACGGUCCACGGAAUAUCUUGCGUUUGUGAUCUGCCAUCUGCCGUCCCUUGUGAUCUGUAAUCUGCUAUCCCUUGGAAUAUUUUACAGGAAGGAAGUUCUUGUCUGGUGGACUCGGUGCUGGAAGUAGGAGGGAGGGUGUCGCAGGAGGCUAGUGCAGGGAACGUACCUGCCUGUGUGUGAAAGUGACUGACAUUUAGCAGUUUUACUUUUGCUUUUAUCCGAAACGACGCAGACUUGAAUCUGACCGAGCGAUUGUCUGGUGGCAACACUGCCACUGCUCCACCUCCACCCACCUGCGUGUGUGUGUGUGCAUCUGUGUAUGUGUGUUUGUGUGUGUGUGUGUACGUGUACGUGUGUGUGUCUGUAGGUGAACAGGGCUAGCCCUGAGUCUAUCUGAGUGUCCACCUUAAGCCAUGCCGUCCCUCCCUGGACUCAACAGCCUGGGCAAACUGUGCGGCUCUAACCGGAGCCAGGAGGUGGAGCACAGCCAUGUGAGGCGCCGCAGCUCGGUCAAGCGCAUGUCCAUCAUCGAGGACGGACAUGUGGCUGAGGUGCUCUACCUCAUUCCCAAGCAGUCCAUGAUGCAGCAGCUGCCCUUCCUCAACCCUGACGAGUACUACCUGAGUGAGAGACUCACCGAUGUCGUGCCAGUGGCCCAUACCAAGGAGACACACCACCACCCGACGGAGAAGCCUUUGAUCCAGUGCUACAAGUGUGGAGAGCUAUGCAAGGGAGAGGUGCUGCGGGUGCAGAACAGGCACUUCCACAUCAAGUGCUUCACCUGUAAAGUGUGUGGCUGUGACCUGGCCCAGGGCGGCUUCUUUGUGAAGAAUGGAGACUACCUGUGCACUCUGGACUACCAGCGUAUCCAUGGCACCCGCUGCAACAGCUGUGGCGACUUUGUGGAGGGAGAGGUGGUCACAGCGCUGGGGAAGACAUACCACCCCAGCUGCUUUGUCUGCACCAUCUGCAAACGACCGUUUCCAGCGGGGGACAGAGUCACCUUCAAUGGCAAGGACUGCCUGUGUCAGAACUGCAUCCAGCCCAUGUCGCCUGGGCCCAAGGACUUCACAGGAUCCAGUGGUUGUGCUGGGUGUGGCAGAGACAUUAAGAAUGGCCAGGCUCUCUUGGCAUUGGACAGCCAAUGGCACCUGGGCUGCUUCAAAUGCAAGGCCUGUGGCAAAGUGCUCACAGGAGAGUACAUCAGCAAAGAUGGCGCCCCCUACUGUGAAAAAGAUUAUCAGCUCCAAUUUGGCGUUCGCUGUGAAGCAUGUCAGCAGUUCAUCACGGGAAAGGUGUUAGAGGCAGGAGAUAAGCAUUACCACCCCAGCUGUGCCCGAUGCAGUCGGUGCAACCAGAUGUUCACCGAGGGAGAGGAGAUGUACCUGCAAGGAUCUACAGUCUGGCACCCCAGCUGUAAGAACUCCACACGCACAGAAGAGAGGCACAGGCCGACACGCUCCUCGUCUGAGAGUAUCUGUUCCCGACCUGCUUCAAGCCUACCGGGCUCACCGGGUCACACCAUCUAUGCAAAAGUAGACAAUGAAAUCCUUGAUUACAGGGACCUAGCAGCCAUUCCUAAAGUCAAAGCCAUUUAUGACAUUGAGCGUCCAGACCUGAUAACCUAUGAACCCAGUUAUACCACCAAUCUGGAAGAGAGUCAGGAGGGCCAGGAGAGUGUGGGAGAGCUGCACACCUCCAGACGAGAGCGCUCCCCCAUGCCCGAUGACCGAUCAUCCAGGACAAUGUCACCCACGCCAUCUGCUGAGGGUUAUUAUGACCUAAGGGAACGCAUCAUCCAGAGAUCCACCAGUCAGGGCUCAAUCGGUUCGCCUGUCUUCAAUCGCCAUAGUUACACACCAACAUUGUCACGGUCGCCACAGCAUUUUCAUCGGCCUGGCACUGAGCCCUCCAGCGGCCGGAGCUCCCCGCUCUCUUCCCAUUGGUCAGACAGCCGUCCCACCACCCCGCCUCUCUCCCUGACCCCUAAACAUUUCCACCUGCCAGAUCAGGGCAUUAACAUAUACCGGAAACCGCCCAUCUACAAGCAACACGAUUCAGCCAUCUUUGUGGCCCAAAGCAAGUCUGCUGAUGACAUCAUCAGAUGGGCCAAGUUCCCCUCCGCCUUCGCUCCGGCCCAGGAAGAACCAGCAAAGAUAGACACAGACCACACAGACCACAAAGACCCCACUGACCGCUGGUCAUGCCCAGCUGCCCACGCUGUCGUAGGUUCAGAAGGCAGGCGGAAGUCGAGAGAGGAGGAGGAAGAAGAACUUCAGAAACGCAGACAACUGCAGGAGGAGCAGUUGAUCAGGAUCCAGUCUGGUCUGGGGAAGAUGAUCCUGAAGGAAGAGAUGGAGAAGGAAAAGAUACGAGAGCGUCACGCACGGAGCCUCUCCGCCCAGCGAUACGACCCUCAGAGAGCCAGCUGCAAUGCUGAUCUUAACUCUCCAUCUAAAACCUCAUCGCUGCCUGGAUAUGGUCGAAAUGGCCUCCAUCGGCCGCAGUCCACUGACUUCACACACUAUAACAGCUACAGGGACGUAUGUGGAGCCAGAGAAUUCCAGCUCUUGCAGGAUGGCCAUACACCUAUGUCAAGAAUGGACAGGGGAGUAUCAAUGCCUAAUAUGUUGGAGCCAAAAAUAUAUCCAUAUGAAAUGCUCAUGAUAAACAGCAGAGGGCGCACUCGUCUACCAAGAGAUGUUGAUAGGACAAGGCUUGAGCGCCACCUUGCUCCUGAGUUGUUCUUUGACCUCUUUGGGAUGGAGAUCCAGGAGUUUGAUCGGUUGCCGCUGUGGAAGCGCAACGACAUGAAGAAGAAAGCCAGGCUCUUCUGAGCUCUCCUGAUGUCAGCGGCCAUGAUGUCCAUAUCAGACCUCAUACACAUACUCACAUACUCAUGAUGACCUCAUACUCAUGCUCACAUACUCAUGUAAUAUAGCCGUGCCAGUCUCAACCUUGUGUUCUUCUCUUCGAUGACAGUUAAAAGAAGCUAAAAAAAAAAAAAAAAAAAAAAAAAAAAUGUCUUAACCUUUGGCUUCCAGAAUGUAACAUAGGUGUGAACGACAUAACAAAACAAAAACAUAUUUUGACUAAUGUUUGAGAGAAUGCAAUGAAAAUGUUAUUUUUAAAGCACAUUGACUUUUUUGUCUUCUGAAUGGAAUUGCUUCCUAAUGUUUCUCUGCUUGUUGUUGUUUUAAUUUUUUCUUGCUAUGUCUGUGAAACUCUUUCAGUAGAGCCUCCUGCUUGUGGGUGACUGUCACCGUGUUUCCUGGCUAACUGAAGCUUGUGUGUGUUUACAUAGAAAGAGGUGGAUGGGGUCAUAUGCCCCCCCCCCCCCAACGGCCGGAACCUGUGAUUCUAGCGUUUGCGUAGAGGCGACUAGUCUGCAAAAUGCUGUUCUCCUAUAGAUGUCUAUCCCAUAUAUGACGGUUCUGCCUCUAAUGGCAGGGAUGUUAUUCAAAUGCCUUACAUGUGUCCAGUAGGGAAAGUAACCUCCCACUUUUCCCUCUCACUUCUGCUUUUGUUUAGGAAGUCUGAAAACAUCACAAGGGUUAUAUGCAGUGAGUUUGUACACUGGCCAACAGUAUGAGAGAAAGAAUGACUUGUACACAUCUCAUGACUGACCCCCAUGGUCACUUUUACACAUUUAUCCCAACCCAAAGAGACUUUUUAGUUUCUCCCUCAAAUGUUUAUAAACACCUAGUUUAUUUUUAGCGGGUUUUGCUCCUUAAUCACAUGGCUUCCCAUCUCCACUCAUUUUUAAUGAGUACAUGCAUACCAAAUAAAAAAAAAAAAGAAGAAACCUGAGAAAAGUAAUGUUAGAAAUAGCAGACUUGCUAAUCUGACUUUUUUAAUCAAUGAAACCCACACUGCCAUUUGUUACUUGUAAGUGAUGGAGGUGAAAUAGUAGUGUUUAGGUCACUGCAUUGCGUGAGCUCUUCAGCUACACCAAAGGCAUGGCCACCGCCGGAUCUCCCCGUAAGGUUUGACCCCCCACCUGUCUGACUCUCAGCGUUCAGCCAGGCUCAAGCCACCCAGUGGAGGGUGCAGGCGAACGAUCCCAGGGACUCCAUUGCGUAGGUAGGACCAAAUUAGCAUAAGCUGGGGCAGCGGAACUCAAACAGUGUAGUGCAAGCUAUAGGCCCAAAUCACUGCAGCCUUUGUUUGUAUGUAGCUUGAAGAAAUGACAGGGAAAUAACUCAUUCUAUCUUCUUCUUCUUUCUCCUCUUCCUCUCUUGGACUGUCUCUCUUUCUUGAACUACUGUUUUGACCUUCUCUCUUUCUAUACUACUGAAAGUUAAAUGCAACAUCAUCAAAGAAAUAUUUUAAGUCCCCUUCUGAGCAAACAUGGCACCCAGGGAGAGGACGUUUUGAUAAUGUACCUGUAUACACCCCCCUUUGUCUUUGAAAGGAAUUUAAUGAUGUAUAAAACUGACUGAAAUAAUAAAAUGCAGCAAUUCA